CUACAGGAGAGAUCCUCCCCAUCUAUCCUCCCCACCCCUCCGCGUCUUCGUCGUCUCCCUCGCCGACAAAGCGCAGAGGCUUUGGUGGAAUCGGCGGCGAGAACUGGGGGGCGGAAUCGAGGUUGCCCCUUAGUUGAUCUCCGCGACUCCGCCUAUCUUGCUUUGUCAAUUCUAUACAGUAGCAUGGUGCUUGCAUAUUCUGCAGUGUGAAUCCGAUGUGUUGGAGCAGGAGGCUCCUUGCUCUGAUUGGGGGGUGAUGGUUGACUAUUCGGUGCGAUGGAUUGCCGAGAUCCACUUCUCAUGACCCACCAUAGUUUUGAUGCAUUGGUUGAUGUUCUGUUCUUAAAAGACUUCCACUAGAAAUUCUAGGUUCUUUCUGUAGCUUGAUUUCUGCAGUUUGACCUGUCAGUAACUCAAUGCUGUGCUACUGCUACUACUCAACGGUAGAGGUAAAAGUCUUCUUAUUUCAUCCUUUAAAUGACUAUGUGUGUGUGAUGAGCUCUGUGCUCUGUUUCCUUGUUCUUUUUCAUUCGUCAAAUGGUUGGAAUCACUACUCUUCUACUGACGAGUGAAAGUAAAAGGGCUAGAGUGUCUUCCUCAUUAUGUGUAUUGCACAUACUUCAUAGCCUCAUAAUGUCUGGAUUUGUUAAUGAGCUUUGUGCUCUGCUUUUCUUGUCUUUUUCAUACAUCUGGUCAUGGUUACACUUUAAGCCAACCAGAUCUGCAACGGUACUUGUGAUAAGAAUCUUAACCAUCAGGCUAUAGAUUCCGUAAUGCCAUAUUAGAUAAUGUUUAUUUGCCACUAGCAUGCACGACUUGCUGCAAAGAUUCCCUCAACCCAUGAUUGCCUGAUAAUUUGUUGUUAUAUUGUUUUUUUAUGAAAUAUACAUGACACGUUAAUGAUCCAUUGAUGAGCUUGACUUUAACAACAAUGUGUAUGACACAGCGGUUUGUUGCAUAUACCUUUUCUGGUUCCACCAACUAUUCUCUUCAAUCAUAUAACUUACAUUGAUACGUUUCUAACCAUCAAUGUAAAAGAUAAGUCGAUUAAUUCUUAUGCAUUAAUUUAACUGUUCUAUUCUGAUUGUUGCUUAAAAUGCUGUAAAAUGGCAGAAUGGGGGGCAGCGAGAAGACAGUUACCGCUUAUGGUGAGUACACCUAUGCUGAGCUGGAGAGGGAGCCCUACUGGCCGAGUGAGAAGUUGAGGAUUUCGAUUACUGGGGCUGGUGGUUUCAUUGGAUCCCACAUUGCUCGCCGUCUGAAGAGCGAGGGCCAUUAUAUCAUUGCUUCUGACUGGAAGAAGAAUGAGCACAUGACCGAGGACAUGUUCUGCCAUGAGUUCCACCUGGUUGAUCUCAGAGUCAUGGACAACUGUCUGAAGGUUACCCAAGGCGUCGACCAUGUAUUUAAUCUUGCUGCUGAUAUGGGUGGCAUGGGGUUCAUCCAGUCAAACCACUCUGUCAUCAUGUACAACAACACCAUGAUCAGUUUCAACAUGCUAGAGGCUGCACGUAUCAAUGGUGUGAAGAGGUUCUUCUACGCCUCCAGUGCAUGCAUUUACCCUGAAUUCAAGCAGCUUGACACAAAUGUGAGCCUGAAGGAAUCCGAUGCCUGGCCUGCUGAGCCUCAAGAUGCCUAUGGCUUGGAGAAGCUUGCAACUGAGGAGUUGUGCAAGCACUACACCAAGGACUUUGGCAUCGAGUGCCGCAUUGGCCGUUUCCACAACAUCUACGGUCCCUUCGGUACAUGGAAAGGUGGUCGUGAGAAGGCACCUGCUGCCUUCUGCAGAAAGGCUCAGACAUCCACCGAGAGGUUUGAGAUGUGGGGCGAUGGCCUCCAAACCCGAUCCUUCACUUUCAUCGACGAAUGCGUCGAGGGUGUUCUGAGAUUGACCAAGUCUGAUUUCCGCGAGCCGGUGAACAUUGGGAGCGACGAGAUGGUGAGCAUGAACGAGAUGGCUGAGAUCGUGCUGAGCUUUGAGGAUAGGAAGCUGCCCAUCCACCACAUCCCUGGUCCAGAGGGUGUCCGCGGGCGCAACUCUGACAACACCCUUAUCAAGGAGAAGCUCGGGUGGGCUCCGACAAUGAGGCUCAAGGACGGGCUUCGGUUCACCUACUUCUGGAUCAAGGAGCAGAUCGAGAAGGAGAAGACCCAGGGCAUCGACGUCGCGGCGUACGGGUCCUCCAAGGUGGUGUCGACCCAGGCGCCCGUGCAGCUGGGCUCCCUCCGUGCCGCUGAUGGCAAGGAGGGCCUCUGAGUCCCGAUCCCAUAACUGCAUACGGAAGCUGUCGGAGAGUUGUUGGGACGUACAGUAGAGAGUGAGUAAAACAGCAAACAUACGGUUUAGCCCCUUUGAGUGGGGUUAGAGACGAUCGGUCGUGUUCUAUUCGGUAUUCACCACUCCAUUAGUUUUGGUGUCAUCUUGGUAAUUGCCUGUGUAUUUUGACAUUAAGUGUGCUCCUAUGCCCGUGAUGAACAAUAAAAUUCCCUGUUUCUAUCAUGUAUGAAGUUACUCGUGAGUGGCAUUGGCCUGGAA
Panicum virgatum (switchgrass) is the source of this 2536-nucleotide messenger RNA. RefSeq names its product GDP-mannose 3,5-epimerase 1-like. The transcript is spliced from 7 exons. Gene Ontology annotation, molecular function: GDP-mannose 3,5-epimerase activity; NAD binding. The record is from RefSeq and is a predicted model, not a curated record. The coding region runs from base 1115 to 2257 and encodes 380 amino acids. NCBI's taxonomy places the organism in Eukaryota, Viridiplantae, Streptophyta, Magnoliopsida, Poales, Poaceae.